Monopterus albus (swamp eel) is the source of this 354-nucleotide messenger RNA. Its product is annotated as BOLA class I histocompatibility antigen, alpha chain BL3-6-like. Gene Ontology annotation, cellular component: external side of plasma membrane. Gene Ontology annotation, biological process: immune response. The record is from RefSeq and is a predicted model, not a curated record. Lineage: Eukaryota; Metazoa; Chordata; Actinopteri; Synbranchiformes; Synbranchidae. The transcript has 2 exons. The annotation marks the transcript as partial.
UCAGGUGUCCAUGUUUUACAGAGGAUGAGUGGCUGUGAAUGGGAUGAAGAGACUGGAGAGAUUAGGGGUUUUACUCAGUAUGGUUAUAAUGGAGAAGACUUCCUAGCAUUAGACCUGAAGACACAGACAUGGAUCGCUUCCACAUCUCAGGCUGUCAUCACCAAACUGAGAUGGGACGCUGACAAAGUUCGCAUAAAACGCAAUGAGAUGCACUUUACUCAGAUUCUCCCUGAGUGGCUGAAGCUGUAUAUUGAUUAUGGGAAAAGCUCUCUACUGAGAACAGUCCUCCCAUCAGUGUCUCUCCUCCAGAAGACCCCCUCCUCUCCAGUCAGCUGCCACGCUACAGGUUUCUCC